Molecule: messenger RNA, 489 nt
Organism: Symbiodinium natans
Lineage: Eukaryota; Dinophyceae; Suessiales; Symbiodiniaceae
Source: the annotation of a GenBank genome assembly
AUGUCCCGCGUCGCUGGCAUCGUGUGCGCCGCCUCCUUGGCCCUGUAUGGUGCCAGCUGCUUCAUCGUGCCUGCCACCACGCCAAAGGGUGCACCUCAGACGGAGGCGGGUGCUGUGUUGGGGCAGCCAAGCGCCAUCAGCAGCGCUGCUGAGUCAGCCUCCUGGAGCCCGCUUGCUGUCGGUGCAGCCCUGGGGCUCUUGAUGGCAGUGGCCACUGGCCGGCCUGCCCUGGCUGCGGACCUGGAGAAUGGUGAGGCCAUCUUCAACGGCAACUGCACUGCCUGCCACGCCAACGGCAACAACUCCAUUGUGGCAGAGAAGAAGCUGAAGAAGGAAGCUUUGGUCCAGUACGGCAAGUACGACGUCCAGGCCAUCAUGAGCCAGGUGACCAACGGCAACGGCGCAAUGCCUGCCUUCGGCGACAAGCUGGGGCCUGAUGACAUCGAGGACGUGGCCAACUACGUCUACAGCAAGGCUGACAAGUGGUGA